CCGGAAGUGUCUAUCCCACGUGUUUAUAAAUUGUGUAUCGGAAUAUGAUGUGACUUGUUAUCGUUUCUGUAUUCGUGGAUGUUGUGAAGUUCAUUUGUAGCAAUGAACGUGUUAAAAUCGAAUUUGUCUAUUGUGAGUAAAUACGAAGCAUUCUACACUGGCGGUCGGAUACAGGUGAGCAAUGACGGCAAGCACCUGUUCUGUCCUUGUAGCUCCAAGGUAACGAUACUGGAAACUGAGACCGGCAAAGUUGUCAAAACUAUUGGACAGGAUGAGGACGAGGAGGUCUCCAGCUUCUGUGUAUCACCUGAUGAUAAGCAUCUGGUCCUGGUUACUCGGACGCUGCUGCUGCGACAGUGGGACUGGCAGGCGGGGAUGCUCGUCCGGACAUGGAGGGCUGUCCACACUGGUCCAGUGUCUAGCAUGCUGUUUGACGGGACGUCCACUCUGCUGGCUACAGGGGGCAGUGAUGCCACCAUCAAGGUGUGGGACGUCGUGGAGCAGUACUGCACUCACAACUUCAAGGGCCACCAGGGCGUGAUCAGUGUGAUGGCAUUCCGGCCGGAGUCAUCUCAAGUCCAGCUGGUUUCGGCAGCUGACGACUACAAGGUCCGUGUGUGGGACCUGGUGACCAGUUCUUGUGUUGCCAUCAUGGACAGUCACUACAGCCUUAUCACCAGCCUCGUCUUCUCCGCUGAUGGCACAGCCAUGUACAGUGGUGGUCGUGACAGCAUCUUGGUUGUGUGGGACAUGGAGAAAUUGGCAGUCAGGAGGACGUUGCCAGUGUUUGAGAGUGUGGAGUCUGUGAUGCUGCUGCGGGAUGACCGGGACUAUAGUGACCUUGACCUUCCAUCUCCAGACUGUCCGCAUGUCCUUGUAGCCAGCAGUAAAGGCAAUAUACGUGUCAUCAACACCCUGACAGGACGGUGUGUGCACAAGAAGGAAGCCAUCACUGCCACCGCUGCAGAUGAAGCAGACGAUGACCAGGUGGUCACGCAGGCCAUACACGUCCCAGCCAUCGACUCUGUGGUCAUCGUCACAUACGACCAGAACAUCAUCUUUUAUGAUGAGCAAAACCUUUCUGUCUCCAAACAAUUGUCUGGCAGUGCUGACGAGGUGCUGGAUGUGCAGUUUGUCGGCGAGGAUGACACACACCUGGUUGUUGCAAGCAACAGUGCCAAGCUGAAGGUGUUCAAUGUGAGCACGUGGGCGUGUCAGAUCGUGGAGGGGCACUCUGACAUUGUGCUGGCUGUGGCUGUCUAUGCUAAAACAGGCCUUGUGGCUACCAGCUCCAAGGACUCGACAGUGAGACUGUGGAAGUUUCUGCCUGAGACAGGGAGUCUGUUUUGUGUUGCUGUCUGUCAUGGCCACGUCCAGGCUGUCAGUUCAGUCGCCUUCUCCAGAAAAUCCCCAUCAUUCAUAGUGAGUGGUGGUCGAGACAGCACUCUGAAGUUGUGGCCAAUAGAAGAUGCUUUCAGCUCUGAUGGGCUGACGGAACUCACAUGUCGGGCCACAGAGCGGGGCCAUGAGAAGGAUAUCAACUGCAUAACUGUCGCACCAAAUGACAAGUUCAUUGCCACGGGCUCCCAGGAUAAGACAGCAAAGCUGUGGAAGGGUUCCAAUCUGUCUUUGGCCGGGGUGUUCCGAGGACACUCCAGAGGGGUGUGGUGCGUCCAGUUCUCACCUGUAGACCAGUGUUUGGCCACCAGCUCUACCGACGGCAGUGUCCGCAUCUGGAGUCUGUCCGACCUCUCCUGUCUGAAGACCUUUGAAGGCCAUGAUGCGUCCGUCCUGAAGGUGGUGUUUGUCUCAAGAGGCAUGCAGCUGCUGUCUGUAGGGUCUGAUGGCCUGCUGAAGCUGUGGACCAUCAAGACGAACGACUGCGUGAAGACGUAUGAUGAGCAUGCCGCCAAGGUCUGGUGCGUGGCCUGCAGCCAAGACGAGGAGAGGGUGGUCACGGCAGAUGCAGAGUCCAACAUUAUCUUAUGGAAGGAUGUGUCUGAGCAGGAAGGUGAGGAAAUCCUCCUUAAGCAAGAACAGCAAGUGCUGCAACAACAAGAGUUAUCUAACCUGAUCCAUGAGAAGCGGUACCUGAAAGCUAUCGGGCUGGCCAUCACACUGGAACAGCCAUACCGAGCUCUGACUGUCAUGAAGGAAAUCCUGUUUGAUGUGGAUGGUCAGAAAAAACUGGAAGAGACUUUGUCCAAACUGCGGCCUGAUCAGAUAGAUGCCAUCCUCCGGUUCAGCGUUGCGUGGAACACCAACAGUAAACACUGUCACCUCGCACAGCUUCUUCUCCGUGUUGUGCUACAGACCCUCUCACCUGCCGACAUCUGCGGCCUCCCCAACAUCCGCUCCACCGUGGAGGGAUUGCUGCCCUAUACAGAGCGACACUUCCAGCGACUCACUCGGCUGUACCAGCAGUCCCGCUUCAUCGAGUACACUUGGCAGUGCAGCCGCACGGUCGGAGCCAGCCCCACUGCCCCACACAGUUCACAGCCCGAAGCCUUGGGAGAAGACGUGCUUUCCCAAGAGAGGGUUAGAGCAGUUGGAAAUAAAAGGCAUAGGUCAAGGUCAAACUCAGGUUCAGGGUCAGACUCAGACUCAGAUUCAGAUUCAGCAUCUGAAACUAACGAAAACAGAGCUGAUGUGACUGAAGACUUGUCUCACAGUGAUGGAGAGGAUGAGAUUGUACAGGGAACAAAGGUCAAGGUUACACAGAGGUCAAAGCAUGUUGAAGCAUACUCCAAAACUAGUUCUGAAGUGGCACCUUUCUCUAAAGUUCCAUCUGAUAAGGAGAGCAGGAAAGAUCAUCACAAGAAAGGAGAAAUGGCGGGGUCGAAGGGAGCCAAGAAGAGAUCAAACUCAGCAGGCCAGGUCAGCCAGCAGGAUUCACCCAGUAGCAGGAAGAAGAUGAAGAAGAAUGCUUCAAAGAAGGGGUCUGUGACCUUACAGACUGACACAGGUGACUCUGUCCAUGAUUCCCCAAGCAGCAGGAAGAAGAUGAAGAAGAAUGCUUCAAAGAAGGGGUCUGUGACUGUACAGACUGACACAGAUGUUUCUGUCCUUGAUUCCCCAAGCAGCAGGAAGAAGAUGAAGAAGAAUGCUUCAAAGAUGGGGUCUGUGACCGUACAGACUGAAACAGAUGUUUCUGUCCUUGAAAGAAAAAAUGGCAGAAAAUCUAAGAGUGAAUCCAUUUCAGGACAGAAGAGUAAAACUACACGACAGCGACGCAGGCAGAAAGAGCUGGGCUGAUAUACUGCAGUUGUGUGGAUGGAGAGGGUGCAUGUCGAGUGUGAAUGUUGAGUGCAUGUGGGUAGCCUGUAAAUAUGCAGAUAUGAAUAUUGUAUAAUAAAUGCUGCAUCUAUGGUAAUAAAUAUAGCAAUGAUUCCA
This is a messenger RNA of Haliotis rufescens (red abalone), 3393 nucleotides long. RefSeq names its product transducin beta-like protein 3. The record is from RefSeq and is a predicted model, not a curated record. Gene Ontology annotation, molecular function: protein binding; U3 snoRNA binding. NCBI's taxonomy places the organism in Eukaryota, Metazoa, Mollusca, Gastropoda, Lepetellida, Haliotidae. Gene Ontology annotation, cellular component: small-subunit processome; nucleolus; 90S preribosome. The coding region runs from base 103 to 3255 and encodes 1050 amino acids. Gene Ontology annotation, biological process: endonucleolytic cleavage to generate mature 5'-end of SSU-rRNA from (SSU-rRNA, 5.8S rRNA, LSU-rRNA); endonucleolytic cleavage in 5'-ETS of tricistronic rRNA transcript (SSU-rRNA, 5.8S rRNA, LSU-rRNA). The transcript has 24 exons.